This is a messenger RNA of Cryptococcus deneoformans JEC21, 3948 nucleotides long. Its product is annotated as zinc metalloprotease precursor, putative. Gene Ontology annotation, molecular function: metalloendopeptidase activity. The transcript is spliced from 7 exons. Lineage: Eukaryota; Fungi; Basidiomycota; Tremellomycetes; Tremellales; Cryptococcaceae. The record is from RefSeq and is a predicted model, not a curated record. Gene Ontology annotation, biological process: proteolysis. The coding region runs from base 767 to 3433 and encodes 888 amino acids.
AAGCAUCAUGCAGUACUGCUACUUCCACUAUUCAAUACAGUACGAAGAAGCACCCCGCUUUGCGACGUAUCUCGGAAUAUCAACCAUCAUGCUCACUAGAGCAGGAUGGGGGAAAACCUGGAGUAGUUAUUGAAUAAUCAAUGUGGUGGGCCGCUCCGCCUCUUACCUCCACCUCCACUAUUUGUCCACCCUUUCCGCUCCUCCACCGUCAGAUGACUCCUUCUUUCCGUUCUCUUUCCUUUCCUCACUUACACGGACCUGACCUCCACCGUCUUCCGUUCCCGUAUACGUCCACCCCCUCCACGCCUCCACUUGAGUUGAGCACCUCCCGGAAAAUCCCACAAACCGGUUCCUGGGAACUUGAAUGCCGGUCGGACUUCGCAUCUCUUUGUUUACACCACGCCAAAUGACGAUGACCUCAGUCGAGUUUGUCUGCAUCAUGUCAUUUCUGUUCUGUCCCAUGAGCUUCCCUGGCCAAUAAUAUUGAAGGAAACAAAAGACCGGCUACAGCGGAUAGCAGCAUAGAGAAUGAAAAAAGAAAUGAAGAAAGCGGAAUAUAUCUUUUUUGGUGCUUGGCAUGCGUAUUCGGUGACUCUGGUCAUCACAUCAAAACCCUUCCGCUCCCUAACUCCUGCCCAUGUUCUACUUACAGCUCAAAUAUAUCCGCAAUGACUUCCAAUCCAUGGGUUGUCAUAUAUUAACUCCCGUCAGAACGAAAGAGUCUUGCUAAUCCAUAUACUGUUGUGGAUCGAAUCGACGAGUGCUGAUGUUGAACUUGAGGCAAUGGCGGUUUUGGCCUAUGCGAGCGGCGUGGAUCAUUUUAGUGACGAUAGUCUCUUUCACCGUAGUCGAUUGCCGAUCUCCUCAUCCUGCUCCUCUCCGGAAAAUAACGACAACUUCAUCUCAUCUGGCCAUCCUACCCAGGAGAGCCAAUAGUGGAAUUAACCCUCGUUAUAUCUCGGCUCUUCCUCCUCCCCCUUCCACUCUCAAACAUUCAGAUAGUAUCGUCCUUUCUUUGGAUCUUGCUGAGCUACUACCGUUUGAGCUGAAGCUGUUGGUCAAACCCUCGGAACACAUCUUCCACCCAGACGCUCAAAGUGUCUACUGUAAUGGUCAAAAAUCUGUGACGGAAAGGCUUAUAGAGGAAGAUUGGAGGUUGUAUACAGGAGAAGUUGUCCAUCCAAGCUAUAUCGACAGAUUUGCAACUCUUCAUGCUGCUGGAGCUCAUCAGCCGGUCUCUGAAAGAAGUCAAGUCCUUGGUUCAGCAAACGUCAUGGUUCAUGACCCCGGCAAUCUCUACGGGCAAGGCGCUAUCUGGGAAGGAUCAUUUUCCGUUAAUGGUGAAUUGUAUAAUGUGAUGACGAAAGAUAACUACCAGAGGGUCAAAACAAAGAAGGACAUUAAUGCUGAGGGUGUUGGGCAAAUGGUCGUCUUUCGACAAAGUGACGCCUAUAAUCAUGAAGCAGAGAUCACAACCAUACCCUUGUGCUCCCAUGACUCGUUGGAAUACAAUAACCUGUCAAACCCAAUUCACAAUACUUCUUCCACUUCCGAUACUUCCUCGCACCCUUUCUUUGGCACUCUCAAUUCCUUAUGGAAGAAAGACGAUAUAGGGGGAGGAUUGACAAAUCCCUCCAACUUCAUCAACUCGAUCAAUGAUACACGUGGCUGUCCCAAUACUCAGCAAAUUGUUUACAUGGGCGUCGCACUUGAUUGCAACUAUGUUGCUGCGUAUGGCUCCCCUGAAAGAGCCCGAAUCCAAACACUUAACAACUGGAACCAAAUAUCGUCCCUGUACAAAUCCGCUUUCAAUAUCUCUCUCGGUCUGAUUGAGAUCCAGGUACAGGACAUGGCCUGUCCCAAAACUGUGGUCGAAGGGGAAGAAUGGAACAUCGGCUGCGACCAUAAUAUAUCCUUGGACCAGAGAUUGAGUGACUUUAGUGGUUGGAGAGGUCAAAGGGGAGAUGAUGGUGCAGGAUUGUGGCAUUUGAUGACAGCUUGCCCUACAGAGUCAGAAGUCGGUGUGGCAUGGCUUGGGACACUAUGCAGGACUGACAGCGCAGAUCAAGCUGGUAGUAUGGUGUCAAGUACUGGGGUUAGCACUGCAACUAGAACCGAGUGGAGUCUAAUUGCUCAUGAGAUUGGACAUGGCUUUGGUGCUAUUCAUGAUUGCACGUCUGGCUGCUCUCUCUCUGGCUCUUGUUGCCCCCUCACAACAACGACUUGUAAUGCCAGUGGCCGAUAUAUCAUGAACCCUACGACCUCUAGUACCGAACAUUUUUUCUCCGGGUGUACCGUAGGAAACGUGUGCAGCAAUAUUGGGAAUAGAGGAAUAUUGACAAGCUGUAUACAAACGCCAAGCGCUAGGACUGUAAUAAGCCUCCAACAAUGUGGGAACGGUAUUGUGGAGGAUGGGGAAGACUGUGAUCCAGGAGCGAACACGACCUCUCCUUGCUGCGAUUCUUCCACCUGCAAGUUCGUAUCCGGGGCAGUCUGUGAUCCGUCGAGCUCGGCAUGCUGCACCGCCUCCUGCCAAUAUGCCUCUGCGAACACCACCUGUCGCGCCGCUGUCGACGAUAUCUGUGACUACCCGGAGUACUGUAACGGCUCCUCGCCCCACUGUCCAGAAGAUAGGACGGCAAGUGAUGGGACAAGCUGUGGCAAUGAUGGACUGAAAUGCGCUGGUGGGACGUGCAACAGUUUGGACAGGCAGUGUAGUAUGGCGGGACAAAGCAUGGGGCUAAGCCAGGCGUGCGGAAGGAAGAACGAUAGGACCUGUAUGGUGAACUGUAGGAACCCAACUUCAAUUAAUAAUUGCGUUGAGUUACAGACUGCGCUAGUUGAUGGGUCACCGUGCGGCUAUGCCGGCCACUGUUACAACGGAACUUGCCAUCCCGGAUCAUGGCAAGAUACCGCCGCAUCGUGGUAUCGACAGAAUCUUCGAAUCUCAAUCCCAGUGACCGUCAUUGUUGCCAUAGUGGUCUUGAUUCUUUUCACCAUUAUUGGCUGUAUCUGCUGUUCUUGUAUCCGUCACCGACGUACUUCCCAGAUGGCCCAGCUCCCUUCCACCGGUGAUAACCCAAUUCACCCCCCAUCUUCAGCAUCUAAAAUGUCUCCUACAGCAUCUCAGGUGGGGCACAAUCCAAUCUUGUGGGGUUCUUCUGGCUCAGAAAGUUUGGGGGCACCGUCGGCUGUCGAAUUUGGUCGAAGAGAUAGCGAUUACGAGUCCACUGAUAUGGAGCAGCCUCCCCUUACACAAGUCGAUCCAUAUGCCUCAUCACUACCUCGUCACCAUGAUAGCAGUAACGCGCAAUCUGUAAACCCUACCCGGGGAGAGGUAGGGUUACAUAGCUGGGUGGACGAUAAACAGUGGAAUGGUCCGAAUCAUGGUCGGCCAGAGACGUUCGGAAGAUUCAGGCUAGACGCAUUAUAAGCUUAAUUCUGGUCGCCAGACUAAUAGGUUACGGAGAGCAUAUUGUAUAAAAGGGUUGUAUCAUCCGGUCCAUACGACGUAGUAUGUAAGGGCCUUGUUCACUUUCACCAGACUCCAUUCACUAUUAUCUCCCAACUCCACCGCUUCCUUCUAUCUCCCUUUACUGUUUGCCUCAUGGCCCUGACUCCAUUCUACUACUCAUAUUCGCUUCCUAGAAUCUUUGCAGAGCAGACACGGAAAGGCUAACCACUUGCACUUGAGGCUUGGAGCUGUAUAGUAAUUAAAUAAUUAGCAAGUAGAAAGGUCUCCUGUCACGAGCCUGCACAAAGAAGAAGAGAUAAGAUAUCAUAGGAGGGAGUUACAUAAUAGGAAGGCAAGAUCCGAUUCAGAUAACGAAGAAGGUCCAGCUGGACGUCCAGCUGGACCUCUUCUUUUUUGACACUUGAACAAUUGCAAAACACGGCACGAGGACAACCCCAAUCCUGAAAUGAAUGGGACGGAGGGAUGGAGAGGAC